ACACCGUACUGUAACAUGCAACCGUUGACCAAGUCGGAGCACACACCUGCAAUCGCCAAACUGUUACAGUAUUUCCGUCACAGGGUCAGAUCCCUUCCUGGCUCUGCAGACAUGCAUAUUAAUGUAUUUCAGUCUCUGAUGGCAUCGACAGCUUUGAUGUGGUGGAAAACGUAACAGGGCCAGGAUCCAUUGAGUACGAACGAGUUCCGCCCGUACGUGCAAUGAUUCAGCAAUUCCGUGACCAGCAUAGGAUGAAACUCGAUCUGUACCGUGUCACGCCAGCUUUUAAGCUGCCGCUCUCCAUUGUUGUGGCCCGCCUGCUGGACUUCAGUAUCACCAGAUGCGUACCGGCGUACCUGGGCGUGUCGCGACUGCACCUAUCCGCGGCCAGGGUAGCAACUUGUUUCCUCCCUUUAACGCGUGUAGAUUGUAGAAUGACGAACGACUUGUUCAAGAUCGGCUUGCUCAACAUCCUAGCCGUAAUUGUUGGAUUAUAAGCAAUAUAGUGUGUUGGAAUGUCGAUUACUAACCUCACCACUUCCCCACUAACUUAACAGACUAGGAGGAGACAGUCGGAGCACCAGCGGGAGUGGUCGGAAUAUGGCCCCAAAAGGCAGUUUGUCAGCCGGGCCGAGACCGAAGAUUAGAUUGGGCCUGAUCUUGGGCGAGAUUUCGCAGAAUCUGACUGAGGCAAGUAGUGUUUCGCCUUUUCUGACCCCCCUCGCUAGAGUACAACCACCUGUCACUCAUCCUACACCUUAUUUAUCUUCACCCACCAUGGCAUUCCAAGACUUGAAUCCGCCCACAAAUUUCAUGCGAUCUAUUCCGCAAGACCAUUUCCUUGCCUUGCCGCGUCCCGACAUUCACAUCGGGCCUCCAGCAGGGGCACCAGAUACAUCCACUCUGGCUGCACACGACUUCGAUGUUGAUACUCGUUCCGGUUUUAUGCCCCCCGAUCCACCAGUCCCUCGUCUGCCAGAAGAGUGGGAAGCUUGGGAGGCAACACUGGAUGAUGCUGUCCAGAGCAGGCUGCAGCUUGGAGACAAGCAAGGUCUGACCGAGCACGACAAACAACAGGCAGCUCGAUGGCAAGCUCGUGUCCGCGAGCUUCCCAUACUACCCGUGACAGAUUUAAAGCGGUCGGAAGUACUCCUUCGUCGCGCACACCAUGUCCUUGCAUGGAUCAUGCACUUCUAUGUCCGUACUCUACCUCCGACCACUCAGGAAAUUCGUAUACCCCCUCCCAUCACGGUACCACUUUUGCAGGUUUCUUCACACCUGCAGCUUCCACCAGUUCUGACAUAUUCGGAUGACGUCUUGUACAACUGGGCGUUCAAGAACGCCGUCCCAUCUUACGAAUCACCCGUUCCAGCGCUCGAUAAUCUCCGGUGCUUAACCUCAUUCACUGGUACGAAGGAUGAAGAGGAGUUUUACCUCUCCUCCGCACGUAUCGAGCUCCAGGGGGUGCCGGCCUUGUCAUUAAUGCGUGCUACCAUGGACGAAGCCUUCGUUGGUGACGACAUUGCCACGCAACGUAUCUCAACAUAUCUUCGUCACCUGGCAGAUGUCAUCGCAGAACUUACCAAGACGCUUCUCUCGGUCCGUGAAGGGUGCGACCCCGAAGUAUUCUACAACGAGAUUCGCCCCUGGUUCCGAGGGGCCGAUUCCGAUGUUGGAAAGAAAUGGAUUUUUGAGGGUCUAGAGCUUGACCCAGAAUUAAAAGAGCCUACAGAGGUAUCCGGCCCGAGUGCUGGACAAAGCUCGCUGGUUCAUGCUUUGGAUAUAUUCCUGGGCGUGGAUAGGUACUCUCAUGCCCCGCAUGUUACCGGGCUUGAGAAAACGUCUGCAGCAUCUUCCAGCUCACAAGCUUCAUCAAAGUCGGAGUCUUCCGAGAAGACCUUACAAGCGUCGCAGUCGGCUUCGCAAUCUUUCCUCACUCGCAUGCAAUCGUACAUGCCUCGUCAUCACCGUGCAUUCCUCCGCCACCUCUCUUCUAACCCGAGACCACUCCGGGCUUUCGUAGAAUCAUCUUCCGAUCCAUCCCUAAAGGAUGCUUACAAUGACGCAGUUCAAGCGCUCAAGAACUUCAGAGAUGCACAUGUGCGGAUCGUCGCGAUUUAUAUUGUCGGUCCGUCAAAGAAGGGCAAGAGGCCCGCAGAAGAGUUAAAAGGCACUGGAGGCACCAACUCUAUCAUGUUCGUAAAGAGUGUUAGAGACCAGACGGCUGGUGCUGUCUUGAAGGCAGCCUAACGUCGUCGGUUGCAAAGCUUGUAUACUUGAAAUCGGUUCGAUUUGAGUUAUUCGCUUUCAGUUAUUGAGUUUAGACUUGGACACAUCAAAGAAACAUGUAGAGCUGUUGUGCUACUAUCAUAUGUUUGUACCCGUAUAUCACAGCGAGCGUUGUAACGAAAUCAAGAAGUUUGGUACAAAAAAUGACAUGAUCACGAAUUCGUCAUGCCUUGCAUAAAAUGCAUAGCGUUAA
This is a messenger RNA of Somion occarium, 2482 nucleotides long. The record is from the annotation of a GenBank genome assembly. NCBI's taxonomy places the organism in Eukaryota, Fungi, Basidiomycota, Agaricomycetes, Polyporales, Cerrenaceae.